Messenger RNA from [Candida] anglica, 1134 nucleotides. Lineage: Eukaryota; Fungi; Ascomycota; Pichiomycetes; Serinales; Debaryomycetaceae. The record is from the annotation of a GenBank genome assembly.
AUGGGAGCUGCCCCGAAAGAUCUUGACAUAUUUUUUGACGGGCUUUUCCAAAUAAUUAUCAAAAUAACAAAGCUAAUCAACAACGAAUCAAUGUACACUGCAACUUACCAACGCCCUACUGCAUUUGAUGCGAUGGGUUUCACUUACGAAAACCAUUCCUUACAAAUGUCUUCACUCGAACCAGACAAAGUAUUCUGCAACUAUUCUGAGCUCAACGUGGCCAGUCCAAUCGAAACAGCCUGGCGCGGUGACACGUACCAGGGAGAAUAUGUUCCCUGUUGUCUUCCAACUGACCAAUCCAUAAUGUGUGAUUUAUUGUCAUCUUCAUUUCAACUUGAAUUUACACGUUACCAAUCUAUGAAAAAUACGUUACCACGUCGUUUGCAACCUGAUAUUUCUCUAUUAGCAAAAUAUCGAGAGAACAUCAAAUAUCGAAUUCCACAACCUAGACUUCAUAGACGAAAAAUCGGUAACGUUAUAAAAAAACAAACUAGAGGAGCCAAUCGAAUAUUUGAUGACUUGGCAACAACUUUUCAAGUCAUUGGAAUCGAAAUUUUUGCUGCCGUUACUCAAUACAAAAAGGGCCGAAGAGGAAGGUCUACUAUUUAUAACAAGGAAAGAGGCAUUGAAGAGCUCCUUACUGUUUCUGAGGAUGAUCCAUUGUUACAAAGGAGUGCUUCAAAGUUCGAUACCUUGAAAACAAUAUGUGAUAAUCAUCUGAAACCGAUGGAUAACAUGAAUCUACGAGACUAUGACUUAAAUUACACGAAUCAAGAAACGCCACUAGUUGGUCAUAACAGCUUACUAAUGUAUCCAAUUAGUAACGAUCAAUUUAGCUUUGAAAAUACUCCUUGUUUGCAACAACUUCAAGAUUGUGCACCACCUUUGUGUACUCAAGCGACAACUUACUACAUUCGGAAUUUAGGAAUUCCAAUGAUCCAAGCUGACAUGUUCAGUAUUUCUACAUUUGGAGAUGAAAGUGAUAAUGACGGUUCAUAUGAAGAUAUAUACCUUGAGUAUCUCAAUCCAGCAUCAAUUGAUGGCUACAAAGAAUCCACAUCUCUUUUACGUUAUCUUCGGGAGCGCUUGUCAUUAACUAGAAUGACCAAUUGGAUUCAAAAUCACACUCGUUAA